AAUUACUGAGGUUCGAAUUGAUCUGCCAUGGCGUCCAACAAGCAAAUCGAUGUCGAGUCCCAGAAGCCGGCAGCGUCGUCGUCUCCGGCGGCCACCGUGCCGCCUGCUUCCGUACACUCGGUGGAGCCACCAGCCGUACCAGUUUCGGUGGGAAUAACCAACGGCCACGAUGUGCCACAGGAGACGGAGCCUCUGCUGCUGUCGCUGGGCGAUGGCGACGGCGAUGGCGGCGCUGCCGCCGACGCCGACGACGACGCGAAGCGGCUGGAGCGGGCCAUCACGCGGGCGUUCCGGAGCACGGCGGAGCUGGCCAAGCACCUGCCGACCGGCGCGGUGCUCGUGUUCGAGGUGCUGUCCCCGGUGUUCACCAACGGCGGCCAGUGCCGCGACGUGAACCGCGUGAUGACGGCGUGGCUGGUGGGGCUCUGCGCGGCGGCGUGCUGCUUCCUCUGCUUCACGGACAGCUUCCACGACCGCGGGGGCACGGUGCGGUACGUGGUGGCCACGCGCUCCGGCCUGUGGGUGAUCGACGGCACCGCGCCGCCGCCGCCGGACCUGGCCGCGACGUACCGCCUCCGGUUCAUCGACUACUUCCACGCCGUGCUGUCCCUGGUCGUGUUCAUGUCCGUCGCCAUGUUCGACCACAACGUCGGCGCCUGCUUCUACCCGGUCAUGUCCUACGACACGCGGCAGGUGCUCACCGCCGUCCCGCUCGCCGGCGGGCUCGUCGGGACGAUGCUGUUCGCGACGUUCCCGUCGACGCGGCACGGGAUCGGGUUCCCAGUGCACGUAGCCUAGACGUUAAUUGACGCGGUUGUCUGUCUCCUUAGCCAGCAGCUGCCCCCCCUGUGUUGCAUGCCGUGCUUCGCGUCACUUGAUUGUGGUGUGAAGUACCCAAGUACAAUUGAAUUUGACGUAAACCAUGUCCUGAUAGGGAUGGUCAACUUGGUGUGGAAUUGUGGAUAGUUGCUUAUGGGAUUAUACAAUGUUCAUUUUAUAUUUGAAAGUUGUGUAAUUAAUGACGUGAAGACACUAAUAAGAUUUGUGAUUAGUGCAUCUUGUACGUGACUUUAUGGUUUAGUUGUAUAAUAAAUUAAU
Oryza brachyantha (malo sina) is the source of this 1098-nucleotide messenger RNA. RefSeq names its product protein DMP4-like. Gene Ontology annotation, biological process: endomembrane system organization. The coding region runs from base 28 to 798 and encodes 256 amino acids. Lineage: Eukaryota; Viridiplantae; Streptophyta; Magnoliopsida; Poales; Poaceae. The transcript has a single exon. The record is from RefSeq and is a predicted model, not a curated record.